Molecule: messenger RNA, 987 nt
Organism: Didymodactylos carnosus
Lineage: Eukaryota; Metazoa; Rotifera; Eurotatoria; Philodinida; Philodinidae
Source: the annotation of a GenBank genome assembly
AUGCAAAGCUUUUUGAGUACGAGUGCCGAUCGAGCGAUGGCUCUUGCAUUUCCUGAGGCAAGUGCACCUCCUACAGCUGAAACAUCUCGUAUUGUCUUUCAGUUUAACAUUGACACUCGCCUAUCGAAUACAAAACCCUAUGCUAAUAUUAAAGGCUUGUCUUUCUUUCGAAAUGAAGAGGAGGUACUGAUAAGCUUAGGAUCAAUCUUUCGAAUUGAACAGAUGGAAUAUAACCAAGGAGAACAAACAUGGAUCGGCAUUUUGAGUCUUUGUAGCGAAGACGAUUAUGAAUUGAAGGAUUUGAUGAAACAAAUGGAAAAAGAGCUUAGUGGCGGCGGCAUUAUCGCUCUAGGCCAUCUGAUGUAUAGACAAGGUGAUUAUGAGAAAUCGAGAAAUUAUUUUCAACAGCUGUUGCUAGACCCCUCAACAAGUGACUUUGACAGAGCUGAGUGUUAUCGUGGACUUCGUGCUGUUGCAGUGGUAGUCGAAGAAUAUGAUAAAGCAAUAGAGGAGUAUGAAAACUCACUUAAAGUAUGGAAUGAACGUGGCGAUCAACAAAGGAUAGGAAAGAGUCACAUGGCAAUUGGUGAAGUUUACUAUUUCCAAAACAAGCUUGACGUAGCACUCUCCUAUGAACAGAAAGCUCUUGAUAUUCUUCUACUUUUAAAUCAUCCUCUGGUAUCCGACGUUUAUGCUGUUAUGGCUAAAAUUUAUAUGGGUAAAACUGAAUUUGAUUCUGCUAUUGAACACUACGAAAAGUCACUUGAAAUAGCUCAUCAGCAUCUUCCAGUCAAUGAGCCAAGCUUUGGAGUUACGUAUGAGAACAUAGGCACAACAUAUGGAAACAAAGGUGAUCACCAACGUGCUCUUGAAUAUUAUGCCAAAGCAAGCGCAGUUUAUCAAGUGACACUGCCACCAAAUCACCCCUUCUUCUCAGAUUUGAAGAACAACAUUGAUGCAGUAAAAGGAAUGCUGAAUCAAAAUUAA